AUGGCCGACUCCGAGACACCACGAGGCCUGCCUCCCGAUGAGCGAGUCGAUCUGCUCUUAUUACGCUUCAUUAAAACAGCCGCCGAUGAUGAGAUCCAACUCAGGAGGGACGAGCCAUUGUGGGCUCAUCAUAUGCCAACCACUGGUGACACAAUUCAAGGGAAGCAAAAGGAAACUGUGGCUGCGGUAAAUGGGACUCCCAAUCAGAGGAAGCGUAAGAGGACUUUAUAUAGUAAAUGGCAGCAGUUGGAGCUGGAGAGCGUAUUUGAAGUAAUCCCCUAUCCAGACAUCAACACCCGAGAGCAGCUAGCCAAGAUCAUCCGGCUGCCGGAGUCUAAAGUACAGGUUUGGUUCCAGAACCGCAGAGCUCGGAAAAACAAGAGCGGCAAGUUGGACAAGACACUUUAUCGGCGAAGUUCAUUAUUUCGUCCUGCUCAUCUUUGCCGAAAUGCUAUGUCACCAUCACAUAACUACAGUCAAAGAGAUACCCUGAUCACCAUGACCUUCCCACCAAACCUGGUUGGACCUUAUGGGCAUGAUUAUCAGCAGGUACCUGGAGUUCAGCAGCCGGGGUUCCCCCCCAUCCUACAGGAAUCUACACCCAUUUUCCAGCAAUACUCAGCAGAAGAGACCUAUCACUGUACCUAUGAACAUUCCCAGUGGCAGAAUUUGACCCUGAGUGGUGUGAAUUCUGGAUACGGCUGUGAGGCCACCGUGUAUGGCACUCCAAUAGAUCACUGCGCAUCUCCUUCUCUUGGACCAUCAUAUUGGGAGUUAUUUCCUCACACUGUGAGUGCAAACGGAUCACAGACCUCUCUAGGAUACAUCUCAGAUGUCAUUUACAAUGCGGCCAUACUUACUAAUCUAGGGGAUCUUUAG
This is a messenger RNA of Nanorana parkeri, 879 nucleotides long. RefSeq names its product SEBOX homeobox (gene SEBOX). The record is from RefSeq and is a predicted model, not a curated record. Bases 1 to 879 code for a protein of 292 amino acids. Gene Ontology annotation, biological process: regulation of DNA-templated transcription. Gene Ontology annotation, molecular function: DNA binding; DNA-binding transcription factor activity, RNA polymerase II-specific. NCBI's taxonomy places the organism in Eukaryota, Metazoa, Chordata, Amphibia, Anura, Dicroglossidae. The transcript is spliced from 4 exons.